AUGCAGGCACAGCUUCCACAGAGAACACUGCUCAGUUUUGCCCUCAGUGUCCUGUUCCUGAGCAUGGCCAGGGCCACGCGCGGCUGCUCCAACUCUUCCCAGCAGCUCCUCAGCCAGCUGCAGAGUCAGGCGAACAUCACUGGGGACACGAGAUCACUCCUGGAGCCCUAUGUCCGCCUCCAAAACCUGAACCCAUCUACCCUGAGAGAAGGCUGCCACAGGCAGCCUGCAGCCUUCCCGAGCGAGGACGCUCUGCGGGCGCUGAGCAAGCCUCACUUCCUGAGCACUGUGUAUGUCACGCUGGGCAGAGUCCGGCACCAACUGGGGACGCUAAGACAGCAGUUUGUGAAGACUCAGGAUUUCCCAGAGCUGGAGAGGGCCAGGCAGAACACCCAAGGCAUCAGGAACAAUGUCUACUGCCUGGCUCGGCUGCUCCACCACCCCCUGGAGACACCGGAGCCCACGCAGGCGGAGCCCACACGGCCCUCAAGGCCCACGACCACAACACCGAGCAUCUUUCAGGCCAAGAUAGACAGCUGCCGCUUCCUGUGGGGUUACCAUCGCUUCAUGGGCUCCGUGGGGAGGGUCUUGAGGGAGUGGGGGGACGGCUCCAGCCGCAGCCGGAGACACAGCCCCCUCCGGGCCCGGCGCAAGGGAGCCCGCAGAAACAGACCCUCCGCGAGCAGCCGGAGCCCCGCGCCCAGGGUCCAGGUGCCCCGGUAGCCUGAGGACGCGCUGAUGGGUACAGCGUCGUCUGUGGAUGCAGGAUGGAGCCCCUCAGAGGCUUUCAGACCGACUCCGGUGUUCAGGGCUGCGCAGAAAAGCACUUUAAGGGGUGGAUCGGGUCCCCCCUUCUACCACUCCGGCCUGGGGAGGGGAGAGUCAGGUUGUGGCGCCCCCACUCCAGGCCUAGUGGGGUGGCUGGGUCAGGCCACGUGGGGCCAGCGGCUUUCCAUUGAUUCAGGGGUCUGAUGACACAAGCUGACUCAC
Messenger RNA from Psammomys obesus (fat sand rat), 990 nucleotides. It is a transcript of the gene Osm, whose product is annotated as oncostatin M. Gene Ontology annotation, biological process: oncostatin-M-mediated signaling pathway; immune response. Gene Ontology annotation, molecular function: cytokine activity; oncostatin-M receptor binding. The record is from RefSeq and is a predicted model, not a curated record. Lineage: Eukaryota; Metazoa; Chordata; Mammalia; Rodentia; Muridae. Gene Ontology annotation, cellular component: extracellular region. The transcript is spliced from 3 exons. The coding region runs from base 1 to 723 and encodes 240 amino acids.